AUGGUCCAUCGAUGGUGCGAUGGAUGCGCGAAAAGAGUGGCCGCGGAGACGAAUGAAUCGAAUGGGUUCACGUGUUGCACGCAGUGCGGGAAGAUCUUACACGAACGCGUGGUGUUCAGUGGGGAGACGACGUUCACGAAGAACGCGCAGGGAGCGAGCGUGCCGGAUGGAAUGUUCGUGCCGGAGAACGGUAUCGCGCACGGAGUGAUCAGGGCGAGUCGAGGUGGACGAUUGUACGGCGUGCAGUUGGACUCGCACGAGCGGACGCUGUACCGAGGGAAACUGGAGAUUAAGCAGGUGGCGGAUAGGUUGGCGAUACGACCGAGGGAGGACGUCGUGGACGCGGCGCAUCGUUUGUAUAAGCUCGCGGUGCAGAGAAACUUUACCAGGGGGCGUCGAGUGAGUCAAGUUGCGGGGGCGUGUCUGUACAUCAUCUGUCGACAGGAGAGUCGACCGUACAUGUUGAUAGACUUCGCGGACGUGUUACAGACGAACGUGUACGUUUUGGGGGCGGUGUUCUUGCAGCUGUGUCGACUCUUGCGUCUGGAGCAGCAUCCGUUGAUGCAGAAGCCGAUCGAUCCGAGUCUGUUCAUUCACAGGUUUGCGGACAAGCUCAGUUUAGGACGGAGGAUGCACACCGUCGCCAACACCGCGCUGAGACUGGUCGCGUCGAUGAAGAGGGAUUGGAUGCAGACGGGACGGCGUCCGAACGGGAUUUGCGGCGCCGCUCUGUGGGUUGCGGCACACAUUCACGGAUUCAAUCCGAGUAAGCGAGACGUCGUCGCGGUGGUGCACGUCGGCGAGGCGACGCUGAAGAAGCGUCUGUCUGAGUUUGAGAAUACGCCAAGCGCGGCGCUGUCCGUGGAGGAAUUUGAUACGCAGGCGCGAACGUACGAGAUAGAAGAGGAGGCAAAUAGAACACUGAAAUCGCUGCCAUCGAGUUCGAUGUCUGUGCUUAGCUGCGUGCACAAGGACAGUGAGAACACGCCGCACUUUGCACAUGGGAUGUGCAGGUCGUGUUAUAUAGAUUACGUUCGGAUAUCCGGCGGUUCGAUGGGUGGAGCCGAUCCACCGGCGUUUAUGCGAGCGAAAGCGAUUCGAAAAGCCGAGUCGGAGUCGUUCAUGCUCCCAUCGACAGAGGAUUUGGUGGACGACGAUAAGAUUUCUCAAGAGUUCAAAUCAGCGCUCGAAGUCGACUUCGGCGCGCUGCUCAACCCGCAAGACGAUUCGCGUAAACAGCUAGCGUUGACGUCCGCAUCGACAGCGCACACGCACCGAUUAGUGGGCAGCGUUAGUAACCGCGAGCCCGUCGGUGCUGGCUUUUUACUUCGUGCGGAGGAAUCCUUGCGCUUGCUCGUCGGCUCGCGAUGGGCAGAAUUAGUUUGUUUGCCGUUCACGAGCGAUCUUGCGAGAGGUAGAGUCUCCAAAGAACACAUGUGUGAGCUUCACCCGAAGUACGAGACUUUCUCCGAGAACGAGGGCGAGCGCAUCGCGCAAGUUGACGAACCAGUGCUGCACUUUUUGAUCGCCGCUGAGUGCUUUGACGACGAGGGCCUUGACCACUUGGCCAAGUAUUCGCCGCACGACGUCAAAGCUCUGGAGAAGACUCGUUUCGAUCCCGCGAUGGCGAAUGCCAUCGUUGAAACUGCAGAUGGUCUGGUCCCGAAACGGAACGAUGACUACAUCGACACGCUGUCAGACGUUGACGAUGACGAGAUUGACUCGUACAUUCAUGACGAAAACGAAGUCAAGCUUCGACGGGUCGUUUGGGCCGAGUUGAACAAGGAGUAUCUCGAGGGCCAAGCGCUGAAAGAGCAAACACCUGCUCGCACGCUGCCGUCUACAAGCAAGAGGAAGAAGAAAGUGGCGGUGGUCCCCCCUGCGGAGACACCUGCGGAGGCAGUGCACCAGGCACUGUCCAAGAAAAAGGGAAGCUCAAAGAUUAACUACGAGGUUUUGGAGAACCUGUUCAAGGUCUCCGAUCCCCAGCCCAGCGCCGCGACGAACGACUCGACCGAGGCUGCGACCGGUGGUGAGAAAACCGCCCCAUCUCCCGAAACUAGGCGUUCAAAGGCCUCCCGCAGACGUCCCGCCGGUUUGCCGCAAGCCGGCGCCGUGCCGCGCGCAAAGAGACACGUGAGCGGCGCCAACCCGGCCCGCCCGAGCGGACUCGUCGCCAGGAAGUCUAAGACAAAGUAA
Molecule: messenger RNA, 2199 nt
Organism: Ostreococcus tauri
Lineage: Eukaryota; Viridiplantae; Chlorophyta; Mamiellophyceae; Mamiellales; Bathycoccaceae
Product: Brf1-like TBP-binding
Exons: 1
Coding region: 1-2199 (732 amino acids)
Biological process (GO): transcription preinitiation complex assembly; DNA-templated transcription initiation; transcription by RNA polymerase III
Cellular component (GO): transcription preinitiation complex; nucleus; transcription factor TFIIIB complex
Molecular function (GO): TBP-class protein binding; RNA polymerase III type 3 promoter sequence-specific DNA binding; RNA polymerase III general transcription initiation factor activity
Source: RefSeq, a predicted model, not a curated record